Acaromyces ingoldii is the source of this 2199-nucleotide messenger RNA. Its product is annotated as CTP synthase. Gene Ontology annotation, molecular function: CTP synthase activity; identical protein binding. Gene Ontology annotation, cellular component: cytoplasm; cytoophidium. The coding region runs from base 56 to 2146 and encodes 696 amino acids. Lineage: Eukaryota; Fungi; Basidiomycota; Exobasidiomycetes; Exobasidiales; Cryptobasidiaceae. The record is from RefSeq and is a predicted model, not a curated record. The transcript is spliced from 3 exons. Gene Ontology annotation, biological process: CTP biosynthetic process; pyrimidine nucleobase biosynthetic process.
UCCUCGUCUUCUAAAGUGAUCACUCGCGAGGACAGAGAGAGGCAGGCAAGCAAAGAUGAAGUACAUCGUCGUCAGCGGUGGUGUCAUUUCGGGCAUCGGCAAGGGCGUCAUUGCCUCGUCGACUGGCCUCCUCCUCAAGACGCUCGGGCUCAAGGUGACGGCGAUCAAGAUUGACCCGUACAUGAACAUCGAUGCGGGCACCAUGGCGCCCACGGAGCAUGGCGAGGUCUAUGUCCUCAACGAUGGCGGCGAGGUCGACCUGGAUCUGGGCAACUACGAGCGCUACCUCGACGUGACGCUCAGCAGGGAGAACAACAUCACCACGGGCAAGGUAUACCGCGACGUCAUUGACCGAGAGAGGCGCGGAGACUACCUGGGCAAGACGGUGCAGAUCGUGCCUCACCUCACGACGGCGAUCCAGGACUGGAUCGAGCGCGUCGCGGCGCGGCCCGUCGACGACACCGGCGAGACGCCCGACGUGUGCAUCGUCGAGCUGGGUGGCACGGUCGGCGACAUUGAGUCGGCGCCCUUCGUCGAGGCCCUGCGCCAGUUCCAGUUCCGCGUCGGGCAGGAGAACUUUGCGCUGAUUCACGUCAGCCUGGUCCCCGUCGUGGGUGGCGAGCAGAAGACGAAGCCGACGCAGGCCGCUAUUCGCGACCUCCGUGGCCUUGGCCUGGUCCCUGACAUGAUUGCAGCGCGGUGUGUGGAGCCGCUGGAGCGAGGGGUCAUCAACAAGCUGUCGAUGUUCUGCCACGUCGGGCCAGAACAGGUCAUGGGCGUGCACGACGUUGGCUCCACCUACCACGUUCCCAUCCUCCUUGAGCAGCAGGGCAUGGUGCGCUUCUUUGAGAAGCGCCUCCACCUCGACGUCAACGGAGGCAUUGCCGAGCCGAUGAAGAAGAAGGGCAGCCAGCUCCGGACGCGGUGGAGAGAUCUGACCGUCGGCCACGAGCGGCUCAUCGACAAGGUCGAGAUCGUCCUCGUGGGCAAGUACACGUCGCUGCAGGACAGCUACAUGUCUGUCAUCAAGUCGCUCGAGCACGCUGCCCUCCGCGUCCACCGCAAGCUCGUCCUCAAGUGGGUCGAGGCGGGCGACCUGGAGCCUGCGAUGGAGAAGGACAACCCGGUGCGAUACCACGAGGCUUGGCACUCGGUCUGCUCGGCGACGGGCAUCCUCAUCCCGGGUGGAUUUGGCCUGCGCGGGACAGAGGGCAUGAUCAGCGCUGCCAAGUGGGCCAGGGAGCACCGCGUGCCGUUCCUGGGCAUCUGCCUCGGCUUCCAGGUUGCCGUCGUCGAGUUUGCAAGGAACGUCUGCGGGCUGUCCGAGGCCGGCUCCUCGGAGCUGGACCCAGACUGCAAGGACCCCGUGGUGAUCUACAUGCCCGAGAUCAGCAAGACGCACCUGGGCGGUACGAUGCGCUUGGGUCUCCGUCCGUCGCUCUUUUCCCCGUCGACGGAGAGGUGGUCGCGGAUCAGAAAGCUGUACGGCGGCGCUGCGACGGUGUGGGAGCGCCACCGCCACCGCUACGAGAUCAACCCAGAGUACAUUGAGCGCCUCGAGCGGGGCAACCCUUCGACGCCGGUCGUCCAGGUGGACCAGGAACCCUCGUCGCAGCAGCAUUUGCUGCAGCGACCAAGCACGCCGCCGUCGUCAUCUUCCUCGAGGAUGCGCUCGCUGCCCACGUCACCGAACCUGAACCGGAGCGAGUCGUCGGUCGACGACAAGGCGGUCCAGGACAUUGUGCGCAAGCGGAGCGCCACCGACCAGCUCCGCUUCGUGGGCAAGUCCGAGUCGGGCGAGCGCAUGCAGAUUGCCGAGCUCAUCAACCACCCAUACUACGUCGGCAUGCAGGCCCACCCGGAGUUUGCGUCGCGGCCGCUGAACCCCAGCCCGCCGUUCUUGGGCUUCAUCGCGGCUGCUGCGGGCGGCAAGGCGCUGCUGGACGAGCAGAUUGAGGUGCAGAUGAAGAGCUACGCGCCGCCGCACCCGAGAGAAGCCAUGAUUCUCGAGAGCGAGGCGGCGGCAAAGGCCGACGAGGCCGACGAGCAGACGCGCAAGCCGGCCUCGACGCCGCCGGGCGCUGCGACGCCGACGAGGAGCCGCUCGCUGAGCAAAAAGGGCCCAGCAGCUGAGGGAGCAGCAUGAGCACCGUCUAUCUUACCUUGGACCAUCUUCUGUCUGCAUGCAAUAGAUGAAUG